CGUUUAGCGGUAAUCAAUAGAAGACACCAGUGUCUAUCGAAGAAUAUCUUCUCUGCUCGAGGAAAAGAAUACUACUCAGAGACUGAAUGAAACAAAACCGGAACAAAACACCUCACUGAAUAUACCAGUAGGGCAGGGCGGAAUCCAAUCCAUCCAUCGAGCAGGCAACAAUAAACACCGGUGCACACACAGCAUAUCCAAGCAGUCGAUAGCGGCAUCGAACAGGGUAGAAAAGAAUACAUCACACCACAUCGCGAACCAUGUCCGGACAACGCGGCGGAUCGCGGCUGCGGCAGGCCUCGAUGAAGAAUUUCAAUCCCCGGCUGAUAUUUUCCCAGAUCGUGGCCCUGCAGUGCUUCCACUACUUGUCUCUGGGGCUGCUCGUUCAGAUCAAUCAUGUUUUGUACGGCCAAUCGGUGACGGUCGACCGGAUCUUCACCGACGAAUACCUAAAGGUGUGGCACGGUGGUUGGCAGGACGCCUUUGCCGUCUUUUUCUCCUAUGCGGUGGUCGGGUACGUUUUGUGUCGUUGCGAAUCAAGCGUGGAGGGGCUCCAUGAAACAUUUAUUUGUGACCCCGCCAUCGAGAAGGCUGAUUGUCUUUGAAGGUUUUGUGCCGUGCUACCUCUGGCCUUCACUAGUCAUGUUUUGUUCGUUUUGCAAGGGAAUAUAAUUCUUUGCUGGAUCGGUCGCUUUUGUACUGGAAAUCGCUCCGUCGCUGUUUCGCUUGUCUAACAUCGUUCUCUUCUUCUUGGAUCGUUGCAUUGGAAUCGUUCCACCCGUAUCUUGCUGUGCAACCAACGAAACAAAUCCCAUCUUAUCACAAAAACUCCACUUUGCGCACCUUGCACAGCUCCUUUCUGAUGGCAAUCAUUGUUGAAAAGUCAAAGAAAUGCCUGGAUUUUUCCUUCACGUUGUUUGUGGUCCAUCUCUUAAUUGUUUGUGCCUAUGAUGGUUUUCCUUCGACGUGGGACUGGUGGAUUGUCCACAUAUGUUCCAUGGUAACCAUGGUAGUACUGGGGGAAUAUUUGUGCGCCCGGCGUGAAAUGGAAGACAUUCCUCUCCUGCAACUGUAGCAGGGCUGCCAACCGUACCACCAACUCACACAGUUGCGAUGGUGGCCGGCGAACGAGAACUGUAGCACGACAAAACGCACACCG
Molecule: messenger RNA, 1159 nt
Organism: Pseudo-nitzschia multistriata
Lineage: Eukaryota; Bacillariophyta; Bacillariophyceae; Bacillariales; Bacillariaceae
Source: the annotation of a GenBank genome assembly